Molecule: messenger RNA, 1428 nt
Organism: Symbiodinium sp. CCMP2592
Lineage: Eukaryota; Dinophyceae; Suessiales; Symbiodiniaceae
Source: the annotation of a GenBank genome assembly
AUGUCCCGGUAUCCUGGCCAAGCAGACCCGCCGACUGCGAGCAGUGACGAGGAUUUGCUCCGGCAGUCUGAUGAUGAGGCUCAUUCGGCGAGUCUCUCCCUGGCAAGUUCCAGCCCGCCACCAGAAGAUGACUGUCUGCAACAUGAAAGUGAUGCUGCGUCGUCUCGCAGCCAGGGUCUGUUAUCUGACGACGGGGCGAAUCAACAAGAAGAUCCUGGUGGCCGUUCGGAGUGGAACCAGGGUCGAAACACAGGACACUGGAUUUCUCGGCAGGCCCCGUUGCUUGAGCAGGGCCAGGUGCUACUGGUGAACGCAGUUCGGAACUGUGGUCGGUUGUCCGUUGAGCUGCUCAGGCGUGUUUCGUCGGCAUUGGAUGUGCCAAGAAGACAGGCAUCGCAUGCCCAAGCUCUGGCUGCACACCUUCUCGGUGUUUCAGUGUCGCUGUUGAAGCGAACGGCGCAGCUGGUGGACGUAAACGGUGGGCAGCCAACAGGGAAGGAGCCUGACAACCACCCUGAUGUCAGCGUUGUUCACCAGCAGCGUCCAACCUGGUGGCAAGAAUGUGAAGUCACUGUACGCCUGGCACUGGGAUGUGCUUAUGAGCGCCAGGGUCAAAACUCCUUCGAAAGGGCAGUCGCUCGACACCUUCAGGCCCAGCAGGCGUCUGGCAUCCCUGGUCAGUGUCAGCUUCAGGGUCUGGCGCUGACGGGCUUCUACGACGAGGCGAUCUACUGGUCGGCCAGGGUCCUUCAGGAGAUGGAUGCGCUUCAGUGGUCGGAGCCUCUGAACGGCUUGGGUAUCCCUAGCGACUUCGCUCUCCUGAUUGACCCUGUCAACAUGGAUGCAGGUGCCUUCAGCCGUCAGUACAGUCUGGCGGUCGUCGCCUUGUGUAUAUGCUCCCCGUCGACUGGCGGCCUUGUGGGCCCAAUGGUCGGGGCGGAAAUACUGCCAUUUGGUGGGCACAACUUUGAGCCUCUGCAGGCGCUCAUCCAGAAGAUCCUGGACUCGCACCCCGCUGGUUUGGGUCUGCAUUCGCUUCGGGGUCGUUGUGCCUGCGUCGGAGGAGACGGACAAAUCGUUCGAGGUGGCUCGGCAGCUGCCCAUGGAUCCUCCGGCGUCGCAGAGCGCUUAUGGCAAACCAUUCACGAGGACGGCCUCAGCGGUCUGUUUCUGGAGUGGGAGGCAACUGCAUGGGACAGGUUUCAUGUUGCGGAUAUUUGCCUGUCCAGGGCGGUUCGUUCCAGCCCGUCAGCGUCGGAAGUUUUACAAAUUGUGGCGGAGCUGGACACCUUGUUCGGCGUCGGGGAAGGCAAGGUCCUGUUCGAGAGCGUCGCCAACAGGGUCGGCAUUCCCUUCGUCAAGCUUCCGAGACUGAGUGGGACCAGAAAAAUGGUGUACCUGCGUCUGAGUCUGGUGAAAAGCUCAUAG